This is a messenger RNA of Prorocentrum cordatum, 693 nucleotides long. The record is from the annotation of a GenBank genome assembly. NCBI's taxonomy places the organism in Eukaryota, Dinophyceae, Prorocentrales, Prorocentraceae.
GUCGACGUCGACGAGGCCGACGCCGACGUCGACGCCGGCGACGAGGGCGACGAGGGCGACGCCGACGCGCGGCGGCGCCGCGAGGCGCCCGGGCUGCCGCGGGCGGGCCCCGGCGGCCUGCCCCCGCUCGGCGCCUCGGCAAUGGCCGCCGCGCCAGCGGCCCGCGGCGGCGGCGGGGUCGCCGACCUAGGCGUUUUGGACGGGCGAUUAUUGCUCUUCGGCGGGGUGUACUCCAAUUUGCAGGCGCUGGAGGCUCUCGUGGCAGUCUGUCGGGACGAGCUCCGCAUCCCGCCCGAGCGGGUCAUCCACACGGGCGACGUCGUCGCCUACUGCGCCCAGCCGCGGGAGGCAACGGAGCUGCUCAUGUCCACGGGCUACCACUGCCUGGCGGGCAACUGCGAGGAGAGCGUCAGCGCCGGCAGCCACGACUGCGGGUGCGGCUUCCCCGAGGACCUCGACAGCAAGUGCGCCGAGUACAGCAGGAACUGGUACGCCCACGUGAGCAGGGAGCUGAAGAACCACCCCGAGCUCGUGGAGUGGAUGGGCUCGCUGCCGAAGCGCAUCGACUUCGAGAUCGGGGGGCGGCGUUUCGCGGUCUGCCACGGCAGCCCGCGCAAUGUCAGCGAGUUCCUGUGGCCCUCCACGCCCGACGAGGAGCUCCGGGCCUGCCUGGAGCCCUGGGCUGGCCUAGGC